AUCAGAUUUUACAAUUCUUAUUACUUCAAAAAUUGAUAUCAAUUUCCUAUAUAAUAUUCUCUGCCCGCAGGACCGAACUCUUGAAGCACGAUCAGGUUUGUUAAAAGAUCUUCUCAUCAUCUGGAGUUCGGACAAUUACCCAGGUAAAUUGGAGUUUUUAAUAAUUUCGAAUUUUAUUGAUGUCACGAAAGUUAUUUCUUACAAGUAACGAUUAAUUCCAGAUUUCCAACGUCAAUUGCCCUCUCUCUGUUCUGUUCGGUGCCGCCGAAUUUUUUCCUCCCUCUUGUCGUCCUCCCUUUACUCUAAUCUUCUACGUCAAAGCUUCUUCUUGCUUUUAUCUCCGGACUAUUUAGUGUUGAUUUUGGUUUAGCCCAACGUAUUGGAGUCGAAUUUGAUGUGUCGUCUCUCCGAAUUCCAGAAAAUCUCCGGUCUUGGGUUCGUGAAGACCAAUUCGGGGGUGGAUUGCGUAAGGUAAUGAAGGAUUUGUGUGGAAAGACUGAAUUUCGUUCUGAACGUUCUUCGAAAGGUUCCUCUGAUAGUCCUGAUACCCUAGCUACUUCAGCCUCCUCGGAGGCCGGCGCAAGCAGCUAUAACCAGAAAAAGUCAUCUGUGUGGUUAGGCUUCUUUGUGUCUGCUUUCUCAGUAUUUGACAAUUCUAGUGCCCCAAGAGGGGAAAAUAAAGACUGUUGCACAAAAAAUCAUGGAUGGACUGUAAAUUUAAGGAGAGUUCUCAACAGUGGCUCAAUGAGGAGAAUUCUUGGACUACAUAAGACUGGCUGUUCUAGCUCUAGUGACAUAUGGCUUCUAGGAAUUUGCUACAAUGUCGGUGAAGGUAGCUCCCUUAGUGACCCAAGCCAGUCUGAAGGAUUUGCUUCCUUUGUGGAAGAUUUCUCUUCAAGAAUAUUGAUCACAUACCGUAAAGGAUUCACCCCUAUAGGAGAGUCUAAGUAUACCAGUGAUGUGGGCUGGGGUUGCAUGGUCAGAAGUGGUCAAAUGCUUGUUGCUCAAGCAUUGCUUUUUCAUCACUUGGGAAGAUCGUGGAGGAAAACUCUGGACAAGCCGAUGGAACGAAAGUACGUUGAGAUAUUGCACAGUUUUGGUGACUCUGAGUCAUCACCUUAUUCUAUUCACAAUCUCCUUGAAGCUGGUAAGACUUGUGGUCUUACUCCUGGGUCAUGGGUUGGUCCAUAUGCAAUGUGUCGCACAUGGGAAACUCUAGCUUGGUCUAGGAGAAAGGAGAAUGUGGAUGACGACCAUUUAUCGGUGGUUUCUAUAUAUGUUGUUUCUGGGGAUGAAAAUGGGGAGAGAGGUGGGGCUCCUGUGGUUUGUGUCGAGGAUAUCAGUAGGCAUUGUUUCGAGUAUUCAAGGGGCCAAGUUGAUUGGAUUCCUAUAAUUUUACUGGUUCCUCUUGUCCUCGGCCUGGACAAGAUCAACCCAAGGUAUAUUCCCUUGCUGGGAGACACUUUCCAGUUCCCUCAGAGUCUUGGUAUACUGGGUGGUAGACCUGGAGCUUCAACAUAUAUUAUUGGCUUGCAAGAUGAGAAUGCAUUUUAUCUAGAUCCUCAUGAAGUUCAGCAGGUUGCUGAAAUUGGGAAAGAGAAUCUCGAAUGUGAUACUUCCACUUACCACUGCAAGUAAGAUCGGAUUUAGGUUCCUCUUUCUUUGUAUUUUCCUCCUAUUCUUUUCCAGUUGGGCGACCUUCAACUUUUCUCUUGUUGUGUUUAUCCUUCCAGCGUUCUGCGGCAGUUUCCAAUGAGCACAAUAGAUCCAUCCUUGGCUAUUGGAUUUUACUGCCGUGACAAAAGUACGGGGACCUCUGUGGCUGAUUUCUUUUUCAAUUACAAUUUCUGGUCUAUUGGUGAUAUCAAAAAGUAACCAUAAAUUUGCCUAUAUUAUACAGGUGACUUCGAUGAUUUUUGUUCCCGCGCAUCUAAGCUAGCUGGCAAAUCAAAUGGUGCUCCACUGUUUACUGUGACUGAGAAAAGGAAAUCAAACUCCUGUGUCUCUCAUGAUAACAGCAAUAGUGUUGGGUUUUGUGAGCCUAGCUCCGAUGAUAUGGUGCUUGAAGGUGGAUUGGAGCACGACGCCAAUGAAGAUGAGUGGCAACUCCUUUGACUUUUUUUAAAAAAACUUUCAAGUCACCGGAUGAUAUACCUUUCGGCCGUAAAGUUGUACAUAAUUCAGUUUGUUGAUUCUUGUUUUCAAUCCGGUCUUUUGUGAUUGAGAACCAUUCUGUGGGCACAAAUAGACUGUAAUUCGACAGACAACGAAAUCUCCAAGAUAUCCGAAACUUGAUUAGUUUACCAUUUAUAUCUAUAUGAACCAUUUGCUCUUUAGGACUUAGGAGGAUGGUUGGCUACGGGCUCUUCUCCUCUUCUCUCCCUUUGCCCUUUCUGCUAAAAUGUUUUUCUACUUUUGGUGCACAUGUCUAUCAUUAAUUUAUUAUUAUCACACUCAAC
This is a messenger RNA of Oldenlandia corymbosa var. corymbosa, 2459 nucleotides long. The record is from the annotation of a GenBank genome assembly. Lineage: Eukaryota; Viridiplantae; Streptophyta; Magnoliopsida; Gentianales; Rubiaceae.